UUGAUAAUAAUUAUACCGUUUGUUUGUUUGAAAUGUACGUUGAUCAAAGAAAGGAAACGUCAAGAAAUUCUACCGGUAUUUGGGCGAUUGUAUGGCGCCAUUUUUCUCGAAGCUCUACAGCACAUGUUUACUCGACUAAUAACUUAUUUCAUCGAUGUACAUUUUGGUGUGAUUUGUAACAUAUUGUUGUAACAAAAUGCCGAAAUCAAAAAGAGAUAAAAAAAUAUCUCUUACCAAAACGAGCAAAAAAGGCCUUGCCUUGAAGCAACACAUUGUGGAAGAUGUUAGAAGUUGCGUUGAGAGAUAUCAUAGGAUAUUCAUUAUAUCUGUACACAAUAUGCGUAAUAAUAAACUGAAAGACUUGAGAGCGGAAUGGAAAGAUAGCCGGUUUUUCUUUGGCAAGAACAAGGUGAUAGCAUUGGCUUUGGGCAAAUCAAAGGAGAAUGAAAUUUCAGACGGUCUGCAUAAAUUGUCAGAGGCAUUGAAGGGACAAUGCGGUUUGCUUUUUACAAACAGAACUAAAAAAGAAGUAUUAAAAUGGAUGGAGGAAUACGAAGUAUUGGAAUAUGCUAGAUCUGGUUUUAUUAUAGAUGAAACCAUAACGUUACCCGAAGGACCUAUGCCAGAUUUUGCGCAUAGUUUAGAACCUCAUUUAAGACAGCUGGGAAUGCCUACUGCUUUGCAAAAGGGUGUGGUAACGCUAAUCAAAGAGUAUACUGUGUGUAAAAAGGGACAAGCCUUAACUCCUGAACAAGCAAGAAUUUUGAAAUUACUGGAUAAACCAUUGGCUACUUUUAAGCUGUCACCAUUAGGCAUAUAUUCAAAGAAGAAUGGAUACAAACAACUUGCUUCUCAAAACGAUGCUAAAAAACGUGUAGAACAGAUGGAUGUAGAAGACACAAAAGAAAACGACAAUUCGUGAUGUGCAUGUUACUGCGUUAAAAAGAAUUAACAAAUUUGUAUAUACAUAAACAUACUUUGUAUAUCAUGUACAAAAUAUAUUAUUUUUCACCCUGUAUAUUUGCUUUGAAAAAAAAAAAUACAUGAAGUUAUUCAAUAAAUUUAUAAUUUUGGAAACAACUGAUGUAGAAUCAUAAAGGAUCAGGUAUUUGCAUCUUUUUUGAAAGAUUAAAAUUAUGUCGUGUUUCGUACGUAAAAAUCACGUCUUUCGAUCAUUUCUAUAAAUAUAACCAUGACAAUACCGGUUUAUUUUACGAUAAUUUGGAUAAUCGGAGUUUUAUGGGUGAGUUACAACGACUGCAUUAACCUCUGUUAGUAAUACUAAUUAAAUACGCGCUACCGGUUGAAGAUUGAAUAUUUAAGAUUGUCAAGUACUUUUUGGAAUGUAAAUUUACAUCAUUCUAUGCGUAGACCAUAUACUAUUGGUGUUCGGAACAUUCACGGAUAAAUGGGCGUAAAGUAGCCUUUCAAGUAAAUUACGAUAAAAGAGGUAGCGCGACGUCCGUCGAGUCGUCGGAUCUAUCCGACAAUGAAGAAACUGUAAAGCGUAAUAAGAGACGAAGGUUAAAGUACGAGGUAUAUUCGAUGACACGAAUUUGCGUUACGUGAAAGGAAAGCUUCCGGGGUUCCAAUAACCCUUUUCCUUCAGGGCACAAGUUUCUCAUAACAAAUUAUCAAUCCAGUGAAUAGACUGUUAUUUAUUAAAUACGUAACUUAAAUUCUCGAAUUGAUCUAUCUACAACGAAACCGAACAACUAAAUGGUAUAGCCAUCUAAUGACGAACGGAUCGAACUAUUACAUGCGAAGGCGAGGUAAGUGGAUUUGACUGGAGAAGGCCCACCAAAUUCACUGAAAUUCUUCGUAUCAGAAUAAGAAUCAAUAGUCCAAAUAUAGAAGAUCAUCAGUUCUAUCGGGGGUUUUGUUCUAAUUUUCAACAAGUCCCACUCCAGCCUUGUGUCCCUGUGUAUAUGUUGAUCACAACUACUAGAUUACAUACAAAUAUUUAAUUUAGAUCAGACUACAAGCAAAUAUCGAGAUUGUAGAAACUUGUAAGAGCUGCUUAUCAUUCCGAGUAAGGGCCCAAUAUGAAUGCUCUUUUGCUUGUUCGUACGAAAGAGCUAUUAAUCAUUAUGAGAGAAUUUUUCAAAUGAACAUCAGGCAUUUGCACUGCCCCUCGAUAUCUGACAACCAGUGUUACUACAAGGGGUCCCCCAUUAGUUGGUGCAGGUGGAAUAGGGUGACUUUCCCCUUACCUGUGUGGACUUACGGCUCAUUCAACCAUCACCAAUCCCCAUACUAGGGUAGAGAUAGCAUGAAAGGGACAAAUCAAUUCACACAUAUUAACGUCAACGCGUUUUAACGUAGAAGACUUAACUGUAAACUUGUUAAUUUAAAAAGCAAGAUUCAAGAGUAGUUCGAUCCGUUCGGUUAUACCAUUUCACUAUCUUUCUUUUGUAAUCAUCGAACCAAAUGGGACUUGGGGGGCUAUUUUUUCUAAAAAGGAUUAACAUAAUCUGUGGAUGAAAACGAUAUUUUUCGUAAUUAAUUUCGUUGCAGGCUAAAACGCGUUGGCCAAGUAGGACAUCGGUAAAUGCAAUGUAGGGACACGACCGAAGAACUAUUUAACCUUUUUUGUCAUCAUGCAAACGAAAAUAAAGUACCAGUAAUGCUUGUACAUACGUGAAAAAAUAAAACGAUACUAUGUGACGCUGUUACAGGAUUUUGGAAGUUUAUAACCUAACAAUCCCACUAAUUUCUUGUUUAUUGUUUCGAUAGGUACAAGGUAUACGAUAAAUACACAUAGGACUUUAGUUAUAUAUAAUGAUAGACAAUAAUAAUAAACCAAUCUCGUAGGUAUACGAAAGUCGCCUAAGUAUUAUGGCACAUCACAGAACGUGCAACAAUGAAAUUUCGAGUUCCAUAUAUUCGGCAAAAAAAGAGAAAAAAAUAAAGUACGUGACGUAAUAUCACAUUUCAUACGGGAUUAAAACGAGUGUUUUCUGUUAUUCGAAAUAAAAAAACGAUCCAAGACUGGCAAAUAAUCCGAAAAAAAAAACUGUCUCGUACGAAUCAUCAGAGUGCUGUUUCAACGAUCAGAAAUAUUCUAUAAAAUUUAUUCAUUACGUAGAAACACGCUUUCAUGUAAAGAUGUAAUUACUUUUAUAAACGUUCAUCUAACUAGUCAAGCAAUAUGCACGUUUAUUGCGGGGAAAAAGCAUUCGAAAUCUUAAUCUACGAUUUAAAUACUGCUAAGGAAUAUUCAGAUUUUUAUGUUGAUGUAGGUGCUAGGAGCACGUGUUCGAACGCGAUUAUUUCAUUUCACUUAUUUACUCGAUAAGAAUUCACGUCGGUACUUUUCAAGCGUUGCCGGCAUGAGAGCGCAGAAAAAUUUCUAUCGAAAACAAACAAAAGACUAUAAACGAAACUAUAAAUAAAUUCGAAUUUAUUUGUAUUAAGUAUAAUAUGAUUAACAAAAAGAGAUAAAAUAAUACUAAAAAUUAAACAUUUGCUAACUUACAAAUAUCGUUCUACGGUAAUUAGAAUUGUGUACACUCUUUACAAAAUAAGGAUUAACGUAUUUUUAAAUCUUUUGGUAAAUCGAACAGAAAAACAGCACGGUUACUAUCACUGAUUUUUUGUUUUGUUCGUUCCUCGUUCUUUCAAAUGAAAUCAUCGAGAACUCAUUUAAAAAAAAAAAAAAGACAAAAAUUUCUUGUACCAAGCAAGACGUCGACACAUCAUAUUUAGAGUACGGUAUAUUUAUUGUGCCGUCGAGUAACCUGCAUCUAACACUAUUUGCAUUCUGGUCGAGUGAGCGUCGGAAUAUCUAUGUUCCUUCGUACAAUUGUUUACUUCAAGCAACAGAAGCUUUCAUACGUAUCCAUUGACAACCCAUUCUGAAUACAAAUCGCCAACAAUCGAAACUCAAAAUACCCUUCAACGCUAUUCAUCUUUGGUCGAACAAAAUUGUACUUUCUCACGUUUAAACGAUACGAGCUAAA
Molecule: messenger RNA, 3962 nt
Organism: Colletes gigas
Lineage: Eukaryota; Metazoa; Arthropoda; Insecta; Hymenoptera; Colletidae
Gene: RpLP0-like
Product: mRNA turnover protein 4 homolog
Exons: 4
Coding region: 197-922 (241 amino acids)
Biological process (GO): nuclear-transcribed mRNA catabolic process; ribosomal large subunit assembly; rRNA processing
Cellular component (GO): nucleolus; preribosome, large subunit precursor
Molecular function (GO): RNA binding
Source: RefSeq, a predicted model, not a curated record